AUGCCUUCGAGAGAGAAAGUAACGGUUGAUUUGGCGGCGAGGGUGGUCGGGAAUUGGAAGGAGACCUACGUAUGGAUUCCCAUACUGGGGGCUUUCGCCGUCGUCGCCCUCGCCUUCUCCACCGGCGCCAACAACAUCCCCGCUCCGCUUUCUACGGCGGUGGGAUCGGGAGCGCUGCCUCUUUUCAAGGCGACGAUCGCCGCUUUCUUUAUCUAUCUCCCUGGAGCCGCCUUGUCUGGCAGCAACCCCAUUAACUCUCUGUUUUCCCAACAAUUUGUGCAAGACAAUCAGCCAAACGAGGCCUUCUUGAUGUGGAGCAUGACAGUCGUCCUAAUCACAGCAGCAAUAUGGAUGGCGAUGGCGACGUACUUCGAGCUGCCAGUGUCGUCGCAGCAAUCGAUGCAGGAUGCUCUGUUCGGAACCAUUAUCGGGGUGCAGGGCUUUCGCUACAUACCUAUAUGGCACAAGAACGAAUACCACAGGUUCAAUGUUGUGGGAAUGGCGUGGAUGAUUGUGCAAUGGACAGUCGCCCCUGUCGUCGCCUGCGUUUGUGCCUUCUGCCUCUUUACCCUGCUGAAGAAAUUGGUGCUUAGACAUGAGAAAGGAGACAAGAGGAUUUUGGUUUUCCUCCCAAUUGGGUAUGGAAUUGCUGCUGGAUUGCUCUGCCAGUUCGUCGUCUUUGAGGUACUCAGAGACCAUCUUCUGCUCAACAAAUGGGUCGCCAUAGGUGUUGUAGCACUUGCCACACUCAUAGGAGCUCUAUUGUCACUUGUAUUGGCGGUUCCUUUGGCCAGGAGAAGGCUGCAAAUAAUAAAGGACACUCGAGGUGAAUUCGAAGUAAAAGACACGACAUUGAAUCUCAAUGAGCUUCGUAAAAUUGAAAUCCACGACCUACCGACAUCAAGAGAAGCAGGCAAAGCGAAAGAGGAUGACGAGAAGCAAGAAGUGGAUGUGGAAGACAUGUUGAAGGACUUCAUGCAGAUGAGGACUCUCGAGACCGUGUAUGAGGAGGAAGAACGAAGCAUUGCUUUCUCCGUCGAUUCCGCCCAACAAGACAACGACAACCCAAGCCAGCAAUCUGCAGUCUCCCAGCAGUCCACUCAGCUCAUCACUUCCUUCAAACAAUUAUUGGAAUGCAAGUCCGAGCAGUUCGAACGCAAGACGAGUUUUCAGAUCAUAAAAGAGACGGCAUUGAAUAAUAGUGGGUGGAAGCUGAUUAAGGAGAGCGCCAAAUCCGUCAUUUGCCCGGCAGUGGAGUACGACAGGCCGACGCUGAUUCGACAUGCAUUGGCGGAGAAGUACGACGAGCUGGAAGACUUGUUCUGGCUACUCCACCUUGUUGCUUCAUGUAUCUUCGCGCUGAUCCAAUCGUCGACGGAGAUCGGGGCUCUUGCCGGUCCAUAUGGGGCCAUCAUUGACGUGUUCCAUCAUAGAGACAAAUACUCCGGCAAUAUUGCCACUAAUGAUACGGUGGUGAUGGCGAAUAACAUGAGGUGGUGGUGCAGAGUGAUGGGGGGGUUGGUGGCGUCGAUGGGGUUCUUCUUCUGCGGGUGGCGGCUGACGCAAGUGCUGGGGCUGAAAGUGACCUACAUGAGCAACGCCAGAGGGAUGACGACGCAGCUGUCGGCGGCGGCGGCGGUGCUCAUCGUGACGAGGCUGAGUUUGCCGGCGUCGUGCGUGUACGCAUUCGUGGGGUCGUCGGUGGGGGUAGGGAUCGCCGACAAUCGCAGGAAUGUGAACUGGAGGCUUGUGGGGAAGUUGGUGGGUGGAUGGGCGCUGACGACGCUGUUCUGCAGUGGGUUGGGGUACGUGAUCUUCUCUGCUUCAAUUCACUCGCCAAGCUACGUUGUGCCGGAAACGAUGAUCAUCAUUAAUUGA
Linum trigynum is the source of this 1878-nucleotide messenger RNA. The record is from the annotation of a GenBank genome assembly. NCBI's taxonomy places the organism in Eukaryota, Viridiplantae, Streptophyta, Magnoliopsida, Malpighiales, Linaceae.